AUGAAACUACGAAAGGAGAAAACAGUUACUCCCGCAGACAUCAUUAUGGCACGUUUGUCUCCAACUACGCAAUCGGCUUUGUCAUCAGCGAGAGCAACUACACUGAGAACGAUGGAUGAAGAAGGACAAGAAGAGAGGAGAUCAGCAGCUGAGGAAGCGAAACGAGCACGUUAUGUCUGCCAUUUGCCUGAGAUCGCUAACCCUGCGAAUGUGCUCGACUAUAUGGGAGGGUUCAAUAGCAGGCAAUUCUCAGUUGGACCAGGAUACUUCCAAGAUGAAUACAAGCAACAAUAUCUCAAUCUACGGCGAGUAGCUCAACUGAUCCAAGAAGAGUUAGAAGAAAUGAAAUUGAAAAUGGAGCUGGCAGAUCGUUUUUUAGGUGGCGACUAUGAAGUAGAAUUUUUUGCACAUAUCGAUGAAAAAACCAAAAACGAGCUCAAAAGCUAUUCGAUCUCGGCACACAGUCCGAUCUACAAAGAGAAGAGUAAUCUCAUGGCACUGGUACUGAAACAUGAAGGAGGUCGAUCACGCAGGGAGCAAGCGGUGUUCGUCGUGUUAUUGGGGGAAAGCAUCGGUCCAAUUCAACGGAAACGAUAUGGGAACUGCACUAUUUGUGACGAGUCACAGGGUAGCUGUCAAACUCGGAUCGAACAAACUGACGACAGAAAAUCGGACAAGUCAUUGUUGCAAAUGUUUGGUUAG
This is a messenger RNA of Haemonchus placei, 702 nucleotides long. Lineage: Eukaryota; Metazoa; Nematoda; Chromadorea; Rhabditida; Trichostrongylidae. The record is from the annotation of a GenBank genome assembly.